Acanthaster planci (crown-of-thorns starfish) is the source of this 10254-nucleotide messenger RNA. RefSeq names its product tripartite motif containing 71 (gene trim71). Gene Ontology annotation, biological process: proteasome-mediated ubiquitin-dependent protein catabolic process; protein polyubiquitination. The record is from RefSeq and is a predicted model, not a curated record. Lineage: Eukaryota; Metazoa; Echinodermata; Asteroidea; Valvatida; Acanthasteridae. Gene Ontology annotation, molecular function: ubiquitin protein ligase activity; protein binding; zinc ion binding.
GGCAGUACAUGUUCGGUGGACGACAACUGCCGGUGUGGGAUUCCUCUAAUAGUGGCCAGUAAAUGUACAGAAAUUCCCUGGAUCAUGGAGGAGGCAGGCGAGCAUUGACCUCCUGCGAGUCCCAAAGUACGACCGCCAAUGCGUCACUCUGCUCCGUGCACCAGCUCCACUCAUGGCCGCUUUCGCUCCUGCUACCGUGGCCGAAGAUUUCAAUAACGAACAGCAAUGGUGUGCCCUUUGCUCUGAACGACUGCAGGGUACGGAGCCCAAAAUACUUGCCUGUUUUCACCGGUUCUGCCGGCCCUGCCUAGAAAUAAGGGUCGCCGAACCAGACCGCAUUCGGUGCCCUAUUUGUUACCAGGAAAGCCAGCUUGGUGAUCUUGGGGUGGACGGUUUGCCGUCCGAUCUUUUCAUAAGUAAUAUUUUGGAUGUGGUUGGCAGUCAUGAAGAUGAAGGAGACUCCCUUGUAUUGCCGUCUGACCGGCGGACGUGCAGUUCAUGUGACGAGGGGCAAGUUGCAUCCAGGCUUUGUAGGGAUUGCAAUGAGAUGCUAUGUGAAAGCUGUGUGCUAGCCCACCAGCGAGUCCGAUUAACAAAAGACCACCAGAUAGUUACACUACAAUCCUCAGGGCUCAGUACAUCAGGAAGUCACCUCAGACAUUCACAGCACCAGUCCUACCAAGCCCAAAUACAACCAGUGUCUGAUCGGCCCCCAAGCUAUUGUGAAAUCCAUCAAAAUGAGGUCUUACGGUUGUACUGUGAUUCCUGUAGCAAAGCCAUAUGCCGUGACUGUACUAUGAUGGAGCAUCGUGGACACAGCUGCGUGUAUCUUCAGAAUGCAGUUGAAGACAGCAAAGCUAUUACCCUCCGUCUGCUCAGUGAUGCCAAAAAUGGAAUGCAAGCUUUGCAAGAGAGUUUGUCCCACGCUAAAACCAUGGCUGAGAGAGUUGAAAUGAGAACACAGUAUGUGAUCAAGGAGGUUCAGACAACCAUGCAUCGACAUCAGACAGCACUUGAAGAACGGGAACGAGAUUUGCUUCGUAAGGUAGACAAAAUCCGGCAGGUAAAAGGACGAGCAUUACAUAUGCAAAUGGAAGAUUUGAAGCGUGGCUUAGAGAGUGUCUCAAAUUGUGUGGGUGCUGUGGAGAAGGCUUUGCAAAGUGGCACUGACUUAGACGUUCUGAAGACCAAGGAUGUAAUUGUCAAUCAGAUGCAGUCACUGAGGAGUCUUAGGGGUCAUCUGCAGCCACAUGAAGAUGAUCAGAUUGUAUUUACACCCCCAGAUGCUGCCCUACAUACUGCCAUCAGCUCUAUGGGAUUCAUCAGUAGUGGUGCCUAUGCUCCGACAUCAUAUGCCACAGGUGAUGGGCUGAAGCGUGCACUUCAGGGGAAAAUCACAACUUUUGUGGUGCAUGCCAAGGAUCAUAAUGGUGAAUGUCGGUGUAUCGGAGGUGAAGCUGUGGAAGUUAUAAUCCAGGGACCAGAGGGGGGCCUCUACCCUGCUGAAGUCAUUGAUCGUCAGAAUGGCACUUACACUGCCAGUUACCGGCCACAGCUAGAAGGUAGGCACGUUGUGUCCGUCACAAUCAGAGGAACCCAUAUCCAGGAUAGCCCCUUUGUUGUAACUGUCCGAACUGGUCGUAAUUACUCUAAUAUCGGCCAUGUCCAGCUUGCAUUUGGUACAGAAGGUGAAGGUGAUGGUCAUCUGUGUCGUCCAUGGGGUAUAGCUGUCAAUAAGGACAAUUUCAUUGUCAUUGCUGAUCGUAGCAACAACCGCAUUCAAGUCUUCAAUCCGGAUGGAACAUUUCAUCACAAAUUUGGUUCGGCUGGGUCUCGAAAUGGGCAGUUUGACCGUCCAGCAGGAAUCGCCAUCGACAAUCAAGGAAAUAUAACUGUUGCAGACAAGGAUAAUCACCGAAUACAAGUCUUCACAUUUGAGGGGCAGUUCCUAUUCAAGUUUGGUGAGAAAGGAAGUAAGAAUGGUCAGUUCAACUAUCCCUGGGAUGUUGCUAUCAACAGUGAAGGAAAGAUCCUGGUGUCAGACACACGUAAUCAUCGCAUCCAGCUCUUCCAUCCAGAUGGCACCUUCUGCAAUAAGUACGGCUUUGAGGGAGCAUUGUGGAAACACUUUGAUUCUCCAAGAGGUGUUGCAUUUAACAACGAGGGCCAUGCAGUUGUCACAGACUUCAACAACCAUCGCUUGCUUGUCAUCCAUCCAGAGUUCAAGACAGCUCGGUUCCUAGGCUCAGAAGGAACUAAUAAUGGGCAGUUUCUCAGACCUCAGGGAGUAGCCAUCGAUCAAGAAGGCAACAUCAUCGUAGCCGACUCCCGAAACCAUCGCAUUCAAGCAUUUCAGCCCAAUGGUAAUUUCCUGUGUAAGUUUGGCAUUCAGGGGACGCAACCAGGUCAACUGGACCGCCCAUCUGGAAUCUGUGUCACCCAUGAUGGCUUGAUUUUAGUGGUCGACUUUGGCAACAAUCGUGUGCAAGGUUUCUGAAUAUAAAAAUGUAUACGGGUAUUAUAUAAGCCGUCAAUCGGUGGAUGGCUGGUGAAAAAGUGAAAAUGGGCCAGUACCUUUAAGUUGUUUGCAUUUGGCUACAUCACAUUAAACAAAUUGUAAAGUAUGUGCUUAUUGUUGGUGUUGAAAAGUUUUGCCUUGCAGUGCUCAAAGCAUUGGACUUGGCUGUGCUUUCCAGUACUUGUGGUACAUAUUCCUAGUUAACCCUCACUACAAAGGAAAAAAAAAACAAUUGUAAUUUUUGAAAAUGGUGUGUUUUUUUCUUCCUCUGGCAUAUUGUAUAGAUUGAAAUUAUGCUUGCAUGUGAUGUAAAUGUAAAAAUACAAUUAUAUUUUAUCUAAAGUGCUUUCUCAGGAGAUUUUGUGAUGUGUGUUAAAAUGCAAACAUCUUAAUGGUGCUGGGGUUAGAAAUAGGUAUUUUUAUUUGUCAAGCAGAGUAAAACUUUUUUGCGUGGUGAUUGUUUAAAGGUUCCCAUAACCUGGAGAUUGUUGGGUAAGUUGAUAGCAGAUCUGCAUGAUUAGUAUGUUCAAAAUUAUGCAUUUUAAAGCUGCCUGAUAAAAAUGAACGUGCUCUUUAGAUAGAAAAGUUUACAAAAAAGAAUAGUAAUUCAUUGAAAAGCAUCCAUAUUUGGCCAAAUGAGAAUGCGCAUAAUCAAAUUUGGAAGAAAAGGCAAAAUCUUUUCUUGUAAAAUUGUCCCAGCUGAUCUUGUAGGUGUUGUCAAUGUGAGCUGUGGUACCUUGAUAGUGCCACACUAAAAUAUAAACUCUUCCACCACCAAAGAUUUUUAACUGUUGAGAAUAUUUAGUGUUUUAGCCAGACAUCAGCCUAAGGUGAUGUUUUUGUGCAGGUCCAACCAUGCAGUGAGAUGCUAACGUCUUGUGCAGCAGAAAUUUAUGAUUUUUUAUACUGGAAAAGACAAGUGCUUAAAAAGCGAUACAUUCAGGGUUUAAUACAUGUACAUGUAUUAGUGUGCAGUAUUUAAGUCUCUGCAAGGCUGCCUUUUGAAAUGGAAGGACAUACUUCUGAGGUUGGUUAAUUUCAGAAAGGCAGCUGAAGUACAUGUAAUAAGCAGUUCAUGAAAUAGAUUUUAGAAUAUACAUGUAAGGUGUCACAGAAUUCAGGUUCUUCAGCACUCUUCAAAUUUAACCAUAAAACAACUGUAUGCCGGAAUCAUUUUAGGAAUGUUGGACAAAUGUUUGCUUACUCUUAUAUUAAACUCAACCCCACAAAACCUUAAAAGCUUAAAGUACCUCUAUUGCUACUGAAACUACCAAAAUUAUUAGUAAAUGAUUCCAAUGUACCGGUAUACUCCUUAUGUUUGAAAUACAAGUUGAAAGUCUCUUUGCUCUGCAUAAAAUUUGUUUCAAGAAAUUGCCUGCCAAAUUGACAGAUAAGUUUGAAUACCAUUUUGUUCUUUUUAAGUCGUUGUGAUUGCCAUUAAACAUGUACAUUUAUAAAUGCAUGUGUUUUAGAUUUCACCAGUUUUAAAUUGUACCUCAUUGUAAUUGUCUUGCUCCUCUUAUUAGACUUGCGUGUAGGUUUUGUAGUACAAAGCAGUGCCUUGGUUUAAGGUUCAUGUGGGGAAUUUGUCUCUUUUGUUGGUGUUUAUUUUCUUCUCUGAUGAACACUUUGCGAUUUUGUUUUGAGCAUCUGUAUAUAGUCAUACUUGUAAUUGUUGGAAUCGAUUCUUUGAUGUUUGAACUUGUGACAUUUUGUGUUCCUUGUUUUGUUAGGCUUAUUAUAGUGGACAGUUAAUCACAUUUGUAUUUUUCUAUAAUAUUGUGUUCUUGCUUGGCUCUCUUACAGAUGUUUACCUCAGAAGCUCAAUAAUCGAUACUUUCGAUACAUGUAAUUUACCUGCGCCAGUUUGAACUGCAUGUACUUCAGAAGUACGCAGCGCUUUUAAACUCAGGAAAAAAUCUCAGGCUUUCUCAAGGUACAAUGUUGCACUCCCAACAAUUAGGCCAAGCCUCCAAUAACACAUGUCAAUGUAUAAAUGUCUCAUUGUAUCAGAGUUCAUUUCGAUAAUAAGCUAAAAGACGCAUACUCAAAUGCCAAACAAGUGCAGUAUUCAACUUGCAAAAAGGACAUUAGACAGAGUGGACUAGGUAAGGUAUGACUCAGUGUUAAUGCGCUUAUAAUCUCACCCAUUAAUCACAGUUGAGUACAACAUGUCUUCUCCCCUUUAAUAUACAUGUACUUAUCCAUGCUCAUAGAGGUCUCAUUAGAAUGCCAGAUUGGUCACUUCAUUCGCUUGGAGGUUUUUUUUUUGUGGCAGAAAAAACUUUCACCCUUGCCUUACCACCGACCAAAUUGUUUGCUUAUACAUGUACAUGUAAUGAUGUAUGACAGAUCAAAAUUCAACAAUAAUGCUUCAUUUAAACUUGAUCUAAGAUUCCUUGAUCACCUUUUUUUCGUCAGUUUCUUUAACACAACCACUUUUUUGUCAGCUUAGCUUCGGUGGCAAACUGCAGUGCUGUGCACAAAUUUGGUGAAACCAACAUGGCGACCAAAGCAGUGUAGAGUGCAUGCAUGUAUGUGUAGGUCACUUGGACUUAAUCUAACCACAGCAUUAUGCAGGAGGUCAGUUUCCUUAGCUGCUUGCCCUGACUACCUUGCUUAAAGGGACUAACAGGAUCACUGUCUUGUACCUUGUUGAAAAAAACUGGAAAUUGUUUGAAUUGUGUGUAUGGGAAAGAAUUGUGUAUAAAUUGCCAAAGGUACACACAAUGAAGGACUAUUCUGGUAAAGCAGAAUGACAGUUAACCUUUUUUUGACUGUUCAGUAUGGAAUUUCACGUUGCUUCUUACAACGUUACAUGUACUUUAGCCAGAAACACACCAUCAAUUGAACUGUUGUUCAAAACUAGGUUUUUUGAUAAUAUCAAGAAGGCUCUUUUUUGUUCCAGGAUUGGUACGUGUAUUUCAAUUUUGGUGAGAUUUAAGGGUGUCGUGGCGCUGUGCUAAUGAGAAACAAAAGGUUCUGUGAAAUUACACAAUUGUUUUCUUUAAAAAUGAAUGAGAGUGGAUUGCUUAUGUAGCAUCACAGUUUCACAAAUACUGUCCUGUUCACUGCAACUUGUAUUGCUAUAUAUGCCUCAGUGACUGUUACAAGUGAUGGCUCCUUUCAUGCUGGACUGUUGGACUAUUCAUUUUACAACUAAGGGGAACAGUGUUCAGAAUAAGUCCUUGACCUUAAACAGAAAGACCAGACCACAAGUCAGUUUGAAACUGACCUGGAAAAUAAGGAUUCAGUAUUUUUCUGUUGGUGAUAAAGAAAUCAGUAUGCAUGCUUUAAGAGGUCAGCUCUUUUAAACACCUGUAGAUAGUAAACAUGGGAUAUCAGUCUAAAAUGGAUUAAUAACCAGAGGCUAGUUUACAGAUCUCCAAAAGAUAAUUGUAAAUGAAGAAUAAGAAAUGGACAUACAUGUGUAACCUGUGAAAAAGUGUUUGAGAAACUGGAAAACGUUGCAUACCCCUGUGCCAUCUCCUGAAAAAUGUUUAAUUUUUUCUUUGAUCAUUUAAAAAAAUGUGCCAAAUUUGGUUAACUUUGUCAAAAGAGACUUUAGAAAUUCUUGCAUGGGAAUUCACUGUUCAUUGAGAGUUCAAAAUAGUACCUGUUUUACUGUGGGAUUUAUACACGUAGUUUGUUUUCAGUUGGUUGUUUUUUGAGUGAAACAUAGACUUUAGGAGUUGUUGUAUUUACUGCUUAAAGAAAUGGGUAAUGAAGUGAUUUAAGGUGCUCAAUUGUGAAUUUAAGCAGUUUAUAUAUCUCUCAAAAGAGCUCAUACUUUUAUGAAAAGAAGUUUCCUCGAAACCGCUUUUGCUUUUCCAAUCAAAGACAUACAGGAAAUGUAGACACAUUAUUUGAGAUACUGUUGAAGAUAUACUUUGCUUGUAUGUGUAAUUCAGAAAUAGCUUGUAGAGGGAUUUCAGAUCGAAGGCUUUUGAAAUGUGUGCUUUUAAUUGUUGACAUUAUGUAUCAUUUAUAUAAGUGUGUGAUUUAUUCAGAAGGGUACCAGACGGACAUUUAUACAAAUGCUCAACCAGCAUCUGAUCGUCUUGAUCAGCUCAGCUGUCUUACAUUUUAUAAGUAGAUGAGAAGAAAGGGAAAGAUUGUAACAGUUUGAAGUAAAUUUGGAUGCGUGAAGCAUUUGCACAUUUGGAUAUAAUUAUUCCUCCAGUUUCUUCUGGGCGAUGCUAAAUUGUGAGUAGGUUACACUGUGAUAAGUCUGCACAGUUUAGUAUUUUUCUGCAUGUAAUGAUAGAAUACUUGCUAAAAAUCAAAUGGUAGUGCUUUGAGUAUUAAACUGUUUAGUGGAUAUUAGCAAAUAUGUCACUACAACUGACAACAACUACCUUGGGUUUUGCAAUUUAGUUACAAUUUUGAUUCACUUUUAUACAGCAAAUGGGUUUUAAGCCAAGUUUAGUGUUUGAUGUUUCAGAAUGAAGCGUGAUUACUGAAUGAUUGAAUUUUACUUCCAUGCGGUAGAAGUAAAGACUCUAUACUGCCUAAACGGAUGUUUUAAAAAUUGUAUUAAAACUCUUACGCUUCUGUUAUGAUAACUGCUGUGCUGUACAUACUAGCUUGCCUUCUGCAGCCUCGCUGCUAGGUCCAUGUUUGUGCUGCGUCAUUACAUUUUAUGGGAUUUACAAAUUGCAAAGCAAAGCCUUAGGUGUGUAGCUGUAUGUACAUGUAACUUGAAUUACGGGUAGCCUUGUGGGUGGUGUGUCUCUAAGAUCCCAUCAAAGGCUUUUUUUUUUCUCUUCAAGUCCCAUCUAAAUGUCGACAAAUAUAGUGCUUUGCAAAGUUGCAUCUACCUCAAUAGUGUGGUGAAAUGUGGCUCGAUUUUUAUUACUCAAGAGCUAGCUCUACUACUCUGUUUAAACUCAGGUAUUGUACAAAUGUAGGUUUUUUUUUUAUAAAAGCAAGCACUCAGAUGUGUCUGUUAAAGAUAGAAAUAACCUAGGUCAUUAUGAAUGUUUAUUUGCAGCUGAGUGAGAUGUAACAAGACAAUGUUUCCAAUGCCAAGCAUUGUUAUCAUUUUAUGCUAUUCUUGUUUUGGGUGGCAUUUUAUGUUUCUGCAAGACUUCAUACUCGAGUCCUACUGUGCAUACAUUUUUGUAAACUCGGUGGGAGAGGUUUCCUCUGAGUUAACCCAAUAUAAAAUGUACACGUACAUUUAGCUUGGUAGGUUACUUCUGGAAUAGUACACAUUGGCAAUCCUUUGUUAGUGCUCGGUUCUGAUUUAGUUCAACAUUAAAAACCCUUCUUCCUUGUUGAGUGCAUGUGUCUGGAGUAAAUUUCCUCCACAUCUCAAGAUUACUGUUUUCCACAUGAUAAAUUUGUAUGAAAAGUUGAAAACACAAUAUUAGUUCAGCCCUUAAAAACCCGCUUGAAGCUGAUCUGUUAAAGAGUCAGAUGACUUGUCUUACAUUCACAAGAUUUAAGUGGACAGUUCAUCUCCAUAAAUUUACAAGCAGAUGUCAUCUAAAAUAGUUUUGGUCAUAUUGAAUGGAAUCCACUCUGUAGAGAUCUGUUACUGCGUUGAUUUUUUAAUUUGAAAUUUGUAUAAGUGUUUAUUAGAACGUUGCAUUGUUGCUUGGUUUUUGUUAGGAAUUGUCAUUAGAAUCUCUUUGUCUUUAUAUUGUUGAUUUAAAAAUGAAAUAUUAGAAUGAAAGAUCAGAUGACUGUUAUCCAAACAAUUUGGAUGAGUUGGUAAUUACAUGUAGUCGGUUGGUGGUUGAGGAAGGGAAUACGAGUGUUGCCAAAAGCCAUUUGAUUUUCCUGUCAAUGAUUGAUGUAAUUAACAAAGUUCAACUUAAAAUGCUGCAUGUUUGUGUAUUUAGUCAUUAAAUCAGACAACUGUAGGUGGUAGUUUUUAUUAACUUGUAUCAUUAAAAUGUAGUCUAAAUGGUCUUUAAAGGGUAAGGGGAUGCAUGAUUGCUGCUUGUGAGUGGUGAAAGUUUACAAGGCGUUAACACCUAAAGCCCCUGCAUCCUACUUCCAUUGUAAUAAUUGGCAUUGGCUGGAAGCUCAAAACAAGCUGGCAUCAUUUGGCCAGGGUUUUAUCUCAUGGUGAAACUGUUUAAUUUGGAAAGUCUUCUGAAAUCUCUAUCCAAAUUUCACUGUGGAGAAGAACAUAUGGUUUGUUUGUACAGAACUGAUAAUGCUGCAAAGGGAUGGGCUAACACUAUGAAAUAAACAUAGCAAAUGAAGUCUAUUCGCAUGUGCCAUGAUUACUAGCAUUGUAGAUUGAUGGACCAGGUCCAAGUUUGACAUAAAUACCUCGUUGAAUCGUAAUUUGUAUAAAAGAGUAAUACUGGAAUUGUAUAUGGACUUAAGAAGAAAUGGACAGGUUAUGUUCUUUUAAGGAAAUUUAUUAGAACAGUUACAAAAAAAUGAUUGAACAAGACCUGUUAUAAUUUUGUGACAUAGAUGUAGAAUAACACAAAUGGUUCGCCAAUGAAUUUGAAUGCAGAUUUUCAAGCCGUGGUUAACUGAUGAUCAAUAUGUCCUAUAAGUAUACAGAUUAAUGUAAUCGUGAUAAUGGGAUGCACACGGAUCAGUUUGAAAGUUCCAUCAGCGCUGGAUACAUGUAUUUGGAAACUGUAAUAUUUGCAUUCAAUUUAGUGACAAUGUUCAAAAUACCUCCUUUGACUUGUUAAAGUAAUCCCUCUCUUUUGGGCACUUUGGCAUAUUAUGCACACAAUUUGGUGUAUUGUAGUUUUAGUGUUUAUUCAUGUAUUAAAUUGUUCUAGUGUAGAUGAGUGUUGAAAUGAGUAGUUCGUGUAAACUGUUUCCAGCUGUUUUUAUGUGGCCUUUCUGAGAUGGAGGCAUCAAGCCAUUUCAACAUGGCUGCUUCGGAAAAAAUGUGUUUUUUCAUGGAAAAUUUCAUUGGGUGACUUUUCCAGUUCAAGAGGGAUCAAGUGCUUGAGUGGUGGAAUAGUGGUACGUAAUUGCCUUACUGGUUGUCCUGUUACAUAUGAUACAACUGAUUUUGCUUGGAUUUUUAUUUUGUGUUUUGCAAGACAUGGGAAUGUUGUCAUUUUUGUUUGCAGCAACUGGUAUCUUGUUUACAAUUUCUGUGUUCUUCAGUACGAUAUUCAGAAAUAUUCAUUUAGUAAUCUGUCAUACACACAGCAAACAUUAAGAGGGGAUAAUUGUAUCUGUGUGCAUUGUCAUACUACGUCCAGGUACUGGUCAGAGCUGAAAACACUUCACUCCUUCAGGAGGGAAAUCUAUCAGCAUUUUAGUCACAAGGAAAGUAGACUUGCUGUAGGUUUUGUUUUAAGCAGUCAUAUGACAACGGAUGUACCGUCCUUUUCUCUGUGUUUUUAUGCAUGCAUUGCUCAAUAGAAAAACUGCUGGUUUGCAUAUAGGGGUUUGUAAAUCUUAUUUAAAGGCUACCUCUAACAAGUACAAACUAUUAAUGCCAACAGGUUUCAGUGAAACAGUUGCGUUGAUGUCUGUGUUAUUUUCAGAUGUCAUCUAUUCCAAAUUUCUAAUACUAAUCAAAGAGUGCUUUGGCUUUUCUGAGGGGGUGAUUAAUUAGGUAUUUGAGAACAGUGACAAUCUCUUUCUGAAAGAGUUGUUUUAAUAAUUGCUUUGUCUUGGAGUGUACCUUUAAGGUGAUGUACCAUACAUGUCUUAUUAGCCAAGCUUACCUCAUGCAUCAGACAGAAUGUCAAAUGUUUCAUUUGUUCAAGCAAAUAAAAGAAAGGCCAAGAAAAUAA